Melanotaenia boesemani (Boeseman's rainbowfish) is the source of this 1203-nucleotide messenger RNA. RefSeq lists its product as uncharacterized. Bases 91 to 858 code for a protein of 255 amino acids. The transcript is spliced from 6 exons. Lineage: Eukaryota; Metazoa; Chordata; Actinopteri; Atheriniformes; Melanotaeniidae. Gene Ontology annotation, biological process: positive regulation of cytokine production; regulation of B cell differentiation; positive regulation of B cell receptor signaling pathway. The record is from RefSeq and is a predicted model, not a curated record. Gene Ontology annotation, cellular component: membrane raft. Gene Ontology annotation, molecular function: transmembrane signaling receptor activity.
UUAUUUACCAAGACAAAGUGAGAUUAGCUAUACAGAGAAGGUUCAUCAAAGACGGCUGUAAACGCUCCCAACUAAUGCCAAGAGGGCAUCAUGGAAGCUCAACACCUCCGCCCUCUUUCCUUAAUGUUGACUUUGAUACUUGUAUUUUUCCUCUCUUCUGUUUGCACAGGAAUGGAUAAAGCGAACAUAAAACUGGAGAGCAAAGUUUUUGUGGCCUUCAAAGGCAAAGAUCUCAGUAUUGGAUGUGAGAUUAAGAAACCAGCAAAUGAAACCAAAAGCCAACUGAAGUGCUUCAAUUCCCACAAUAUAGAAAUACACUCAGUAGACAUAACUGCCCAAGGUCUUCAACCAGGUACCGAAACCCGGAAUCUGCACCUGAAGAAACUGAAUGAUUCUGGAAAAUACUACUGCAGAUAUAAACAAUCCCAAGCUUACUGGUUUCUACGUGUGAGAACUGAAGGCUACAAACAUGUGGAGCCAUGGGGCUACAAAGAGUUUAGCAUAGUGGCUGUUGUAACUGGUGGGCUGCUAAUCUUCAGUGUGGUUGGCUCAGUCUAUGUCUUCAGAGGACAUUGGAAAGAGAGAAUAACUGCUUGUGGUGAAGCUGACAGAAAAGAAAAAAGGAAACACACUGAGACGGAGGAAGACAACAUGGAUGUGAUGGCAGCUCAGUCUACUUCCUUCUAUGCUAGUCUAGAGCCUCGGCCCAGAUCCAUUUAUGAUGUGCUGGACCACUCAGCUCCUAGAAUAGAGCCAAAAGACCCAAAAAAACCUAAUUCCAAGAAAACGGGGCUCUCAGAAAAGGUGAAGGAAACUCCAGAUGAAGGCGUGUUUGAGUCUGUUUAUGAAAAUGUUUAAAUAUUUUUUUUUAUCUAGUUAUAAUGUUCAUAUUAGUAAUCAGGAUCUGAUAACUUGACUUUUUGUUGUCAUUACCAUAAAAUGUAGGCAUACAAUAUCCUCAUACAGUAUGUAUUUACACUACUGUACAUUAAACCACUGGAUUAAAUAAACGUUACCGAAUCAUUGUCAGAGUGACAUUAUUUUAAUACUCUAUAGUUAUAGUUGAGGUAUUCUGUACACAUUUGUGAUGUUUAAUGUACUGUUAAAUAAUGUGUUGGAUAAACUGGCUCGCAAUAGGUUUUAAGUCUACAAUGCAAACAUCGAGAUGCUUUUAAAUGAAUGUACUGGUCUAAGAUGUCAAAU